AGAUGAGGAUGCGUGUGAGGGCUCAGUGGCCCAGGGCGCCCUGCUCAGCCCUCCUGCUCCUGGGGCUUGUGCUGGGCGCUGCGGCCCAGCUCAACUGUCCCGGGAACACCUACCCCGGUGGCAGCAAGUGCUGUCGGGAGUGUGAUCCAGGUUACGGGAUGGAGAGCCGCUGCCAUGGCAAGCAGGACACCGUGUGCCGGCCGUGUGAGCCUGGCUUCUACAACGAGGCCACAAACUAUGAGGCCUGCAAGCCCUGCACACAGUGCAACCAGAGAAGUGGGAGCGAACCCAAGCAGAGAUGCACACCCACGCAGGACACCCUCUGCCGCUGCAGGCCUGGCACUCAGCCCCAGCGUGGCUACAAGCUCGGAGUUGACUGUGCGCCGUGUCCACCAGGACACUUCUCCCCUGGCAACAACCAGGCUUGCAAGCCCUGGACCAACUGCACCUUGGUGGGAAAGCGCACACUGCAGCCAGCCAGCAACAGCUCGGAUGCUGUCUGUGAGGACAGGAGCCCCCCAGCCACACUGCCCUGGGAGACCCAGGGUCCCCCAGCCCGGCCCCCUACCACUCAGCCCACCACUGCCUGGCCCAGGGCCUCACAGGGGCCCUCCACAUCCCCCACAGAGCCCCCCAGGGGCCCUGAGCUGGCCGCCAUCCUGGGCCUGGGCCUGGGCCUGGGCCUGCUUGCCCCUGUGGCCGCUGUGCUGGCCCUGUUCCUGCACCACAGGGCCUGGAGGCUGCCGCCCCAUGUCCCCAAGCCCCCCGGUGAGUGCCACUGUGGACCCAGCCCAGCUGCCUCCCGAAGGGGUGAGGCCCCUGCCCACCUCCCACCUAUCGCUCCUUCCUCCUCCCCAGGGGGAAACAGCUUCCGGACCCCCAUCCAAGAAGAGCACGCCGAUGCAGACUCCACCUUGGCCAAGAUCUGAGCAGCGUCCGCUGGUGUCGGAGUCGGCACCUCCUCUCCAGGCUGGGGCCCCAGAGGGUCCACUAGACCUUGUGGGACAGUGGGAGUGCUCCCAGGUGCCGGCUGCUGCACCCCAUCACCUUAUCACCCAAUCACCCCAUUGCACCAUCACCUCGUUGUCCCAUUGCCCCAUCGCCCUGUCACCCUAUCACCCCAUCGCCCUGUCACUCCAUUGCCCUACCACUCCAUGACCCCAAUAACCCAUUGCCCCAUCACCCAUGACUCCAUGACCCCAUGACCCCAUUGCCCCAUCACCCCAUCGCCCCAUCACCCUGUCACCCCAUUUCCCCAUAACCCAUCACCCCAUCACCUUAUCAACCCAUCACCUCAUCACCCCAUCACCCUGUCACCCCAUCACCCCAUCGCACUGUCCCCCAUCAUCCCAUCACCCCAUUGCCCUUAUCCCAGCACUGCAUUGCCCCAUCAACCCAUCACCCCAACACCCUAUCGCCCCAUCAACUCAUCACCCCAUCACCGCAUUGCCCCAUCAACUCAUCACCCCGACACCCCAUCACCCCACCACCCCAUGACCCCAUCUCCCCAUCACCCUAUGACCCCGUUGCCCCAUCACCCCAUUGCCCCAAUGCCCCAUCACCCCAUCGCCCCAUCACCCAUGACCCCAUCACCUCAUGACCCCAUGGCCCCAUCGUGCAUGACCCCAUGACCCUAUGACCUUGUCACCCCAUGGCCCUGGCGCCUGUCACCCUGCCCUGCUCCGUUUUAGGUGCUCCUGGGCUGGUCCCCACCCUGGGCUCUGCUAUGUAUGUUGUGCAUACUCCCCGCUCAGGGUGGUGCCCCAAUAAACGACGUUGGCAAAUGUGGGUC
Molecule: messenger RNA, 1792 nt
Organism: Diceros bicornis minor
Lineage: Eukaryota; Metazoa; Chordata; Mammalia; Perissodactyla; Rhinocerotidae
Gene: TNFRSF4
Product: TNF receptor superfamily member 4
Exons: 6
Coding region: 3-929 (308 amino acids)
Biological process (GO): inflammatory response
Molecular function (GO): tumor necrosis factor receptor activity; protein binding
Source: RefSeq, a predicted model, not a curated record